This is a messenger RNA of Helobdella robusta, 909 nucleotides long. RefSeq lists its product as hypothetical. Lineage: Eukaryota; Metazoa; Annelida; Clitellata; Rhynchobdellida; Glossiphoniidae. The transcript has 7 exons. Gene Ontology annotation, biological process: lipid transport; transmembrane transport. The record is from RefSeq and is a predicted model, not a curated record. The annotation marks the transcript as partial. Gene Ontology annotation, molecular function: ATP hydrolysis activity; lipid carrier activity; ATP binding. Gene Ontology annotation, cellular component: membrane; intracellular membrane-bounded organelle.
AAAUUGGUGGCGGUGAACGGGGUUAGUUUCGGGACGAGAAGGGGCGAAUGUUUUGGUCUGCUGGGAGUAAAUGGGGCUGGAAAGAGUACUUUGUUCAAAAUGAUCACUGGAGAAAUAUGUCCGACAUCUGGUUAUGCCAUUGUUGAUGGGUCCAGCAUCAUGAGCAAUCGUUCGUCCGCCCUCCGAAAGUUUGGGUACUGCCCACAAACUGAAGCCCUGUGCCCACUGAUGAACGUUCAGGAACACCUCUUCCUCUUCGCCAGGCUCCGAGGGAUUUCAUUCCAGAACAUUAAAAAUGUUGUAGAGUGGGGCUUGAGGCACAUGGGUCUGAGGAACUACUCGAAACAACUGCCCUCCAAACUGUCGGGAGGUAACAGGAGGAAGCUGCAAGUGACCCUCGCCAUCAUCGGCAAUCCUCAACUCAUCUGUCUCGACGAGCCAACCACGGGGGUCGACCCCAGGGCUCGCAGGUACGUGUGGGAGUGCAUUUCUGGGUCUUCUACCAUCGAUCACGGUGUUCUGCUAACUACGCACAGCAUGGAAGAGAGCGAAUCGCUUUGCCACAAACUGACCAUCAUGUUGAGUGGACAACUCGUCUGCUUUGGCAACCUUCAGCACAUUAAAUCAAAAUUCAGCAGAGGUUACACGAUAAACUUGAAGAUGUACAACUUGACAGCAGAGGAGAACAAGAAAGCAGCUACAGAGAUUGACGACUUCAUAGCUUCCAGCUUCAACGAUGCUGUUCUUACUAGCAAGAAUUUCAACGUAGUGCAGUAUCAAGCUCCCAUAAUGUCAUCACAGUUGGGUUCAGUGUUCGACAAGUUGUCUCAUGGGAAAAAUAAAAAACUUUUUGAAGAUUUCUCAAUCAGUCAAACCACUUUGGAACAGGUUGGUUUGUGGGUUGAUUGA